This is a messenger RNA of Populus nigra (black poplar), 1788 nucleotides long. Its product is annotated as serine hydroxymethyltransferase 4-like. Bases 85 to 1500 code for a protein of 471 amino acids. Gene Ontology annotation, cellular component: cytoplasm. The record is from RefSeq and is a predicted model, not a curated record. The transcript is spliced from 4 exons. Gene Ontology annotation, molecular function: glycine hydroxymethyltransferase activity; serine binding; zinc ion binding. Lineage: Eukaryota; Viridiplantae; Streptophyta; Magnoliopsida; Malpighiales; Salicaceae. Gene Ontology annotation, biological process: folic acid metabolic process; L-serine catabolic process; tetrahydrofolate interconversion.
ACAAGACCGUCCUCUCUCUUUGCCAGCCACGAAGCCACUACCCUCUGCGAAGUGCAAACCCAUUCCUUCCCCCUUCCCUCGAACAUGGAUCCAGUAACUGCGUGGGGAAACUCCUCCCUCCAAACAGUUGACCCAGAAAUCCACGACUUAAUCGAGAAGGAAAAACGCCGCCAAUGCAGAGGAAUCGAACUGAUCGCAUCAGAAAACUUCACUUCUUUCGCCGUUAUAGAGGCUCUUGGAAGCGCUCUCACAAACAAGUACUCUGAGGGUAUGCCAGGUAACCGCUACUACGGCGGUAAUGAAUAUAUUGAUGAGAUUGAAAAUCUCUGCAGAGCUCGGGCCCUUCAAGCUUUUCAUUUAGACCCCACUAAAUGGGGUGUAAAUGUCCAGCCCUAUUCUGGUUCCCCUGCAAAUUUUGCUGCGUACACAGCAGUUCUCCAGCCCCAUGACAGAAUCAUGGGCUUGGAUUUGCCUUCAGGGGGGCAUUUGACUCAUGGGUAUUACACAUCUGGGGGUAAAAAGAUUUCAGCUACCAGUAUUUAUUUUGAGAGUUUGCCUUACAAGGUGAACCCGCAAACUGGGUUUCUUGAUUAUGAUAGGUUGGAAGAAAAGGCUUUGGAUUUUAGGCCUAAGCUUAUUAUUUGUGGUGGAAGUGCUUAUCCUAGAGACUGGGAUUACAAGAAGUUUAGAUCUGUUGCUGAUAAGUGUGGUGCUCUUUUGCUUUGUGACAUGGCUCACAUUAGUGGCCUUGUUGCUGCUCAGGAAGCUGCCAACCCGUUUGAGUACUGUGACAUAGUCACCACCACUACCCACAAAAGUUUGAGGGGUCCCAGGGCUGGUAUGAUCUUCUACCGCAAGGGCCCUAAGCCACCCAAGAAGGGUCAGCCGGAGGAUGCAGUUUAUGACUUUGAAGACAAGAUCAACUUUGCAGUUUUCCCAUCUCUUCAGGGUGGUCCUCACAACCACCAGAUUGGUGCUCUGGCUGUUGCAUUGAAACAGGCCCAGAGCCCUGGGUUCAAGGCCUAUGCUAAGCAAGUCAAGGCCAAUGCAGUUGCCCUUGGAAACUACUUGAUGAGCAAGGGAUACAAGCUUGUUACUGAAGGCACCGAGAACCACCUUGUUCUGUGGGAUCUUAGGCCCCUUGGGUUGACAGGCAACAAGGUUGAAAAACUAUGCGACCUUGCAAACAUCACUGUGAACAAGAAUGCCGUGUUUGGUGACAGCAGUGCUUUGGCACCUGGUGGAGUGAGAAUCGGUGCCCCCGCCAUGACUUCUAGAGGUUUGGUUGAGAAGGAUUUCGAGCAGAUUGGAGAAUUCCUCCACCGUGCUGUGACCAUCACACUGAGCAUCCAAAAGGAACAUGGAAAGCUCUUGAAGGACUUCAACAAGGGUCUGGUGAACAACAAGGAAAUCGAGGCCCUCAAGGCUGAUGUUGAACAGUUCUCAGGCUCCUUUGAGAUGCCUGGCUUUCUGAUGUCUGAGAUGAAGUAUAAGGAUUAGUCCAACUAUUCAAUUAUCAUUAAGCUUUUCUGUUCUGGUCUUCGCAAAUACCAUUCUUCCUGGAAAGAAAAAGCUUCCAUCUUUGUCUGUUCUUAUAGUUAGCUGUCAAUUUUUCAUUUGAUUUUAAUUUGUUGCUUUUGUCCUUAUUAUUUACCUUCUUGGGAUGAAUGGUCCUCGUGUCAUUCGAGCUAUGAAAAUGUUUCACUAUCUCAAUGACUUGAUGAUCUAUUAUGAUGUAUCUGAUUCAAUAAAUCAAUGAUAAGCUUUCGUGCAAGUGAUGAUUGAGAA